AUGCUAGGGCGGAAGCAGAUACGGUUAGCUAAGAUGGCGGAGGAGCGGCAGGAAUCAUCACAGGGGGAGGUGGAAGGAGUCAACUGUCUUGCAUAUGACGAAGCUAUAAUUGCUCAACAGGACAGAAUUCAACAAGAAAUCGCAAAUAGUAACCCUUUAGUGUCGGAGCGGCAGGAUCUGUCCGUACUGCUGAGGGAGUACUCUGAAGACACGGUUUAUCAGGACAAGAUCAAGCUGGGGAUUGGCUGA
This is a messenger RNA of Knipowitschia caucasica, 249 nucleotides long. The record is from the annotation of a GenBank genome assembly. NCBI's taxonomy places the organism in Eukaryota, Metazoa, Chordata, Actinopteri, Gobiiformes, Gobiidae.